UCGAGCCCAUGUAACUAGGGUUUGUGGAGGGUAUAAAGACUGCGUCGCCUUGCAAAUCCAUCCCCGCCGCCGCUCUUCUUCCUCCGCUCUUCGUGUUAGGGUUAGGGUCGUUCGCUCCCGAAGAUCAAAGAUGGCGGUGCCGCUUCUGACGAGGAAGAUCGUGAAGAAGAGGGUCAAGCAUUUCAAGAGGGCCCAUAGCGACCGCUACAUUGGCCUCAAGCAAAGCUGGCGCAGGCCAAAGGGUAUCGAUUCCCGUGUCAGGAGAAAGUUCAAGGGAUGCACCUUGAUGCCCAACAUUGGCUACGGUUCUGACAAGAAGACGAGGCAUUACCUUCCCAACAAGUUCAAGAAGUUUGUUGUCCACAAUGUCUCUGAGCUGGAGCUGCUUAUGAUGCACAACAGGACCUACUGUGCGGAGAUCGCCCACAACGUCUCCACCAAGAAGCGCAAGGACAUUGUUGAGCGUGCUGCUCAGCUCGACAUCGUGGUUACGAACAAGCUUGCCAGGCUCCGCAGCCAGGAGGACGAGUAGACUGUCUGUCAGAAGUAUGUUUUGGUCUGGUUCGUAUGUAGGAAAGUAUUCCGCUGUUCGUUUUGUGACUGUCAGGGGUAUCUGUUAUUCCAACCUUUUUGCUACCAGUGCCGACUGUAAUGUGUCAAAGAUCUACUAUUGCCUUUAUAAUCUAGAUCCGAUUGCCAAUUGCUGAAAA
Molecule: messenger RNA, 710 nt
Organism: Triticum dicoccoides
Lineage: Eukaryota; Viridiplantae; Streptophyta; Magnoliopsida; Poales; Poaceae
Product: 60S ribosomal protein L32-1-like
Exons: 4
Coding region: 131-532 (133 amino acids)
Biological process (GO): translation
Cellular component (GO): ribosome; cytosolic large ribosomal subunit
Molecular function (GO): structural constituent of ribosome
Source: RefSeq, a predicted model, not a curated record